CGCGCGACGCGUCGCUUCCACUUUCCCUCUCGCCGUCCCGCUGCUGUGACCGAAGUCUCCAUGGCUGGCCAAGGCAACGAAGCGGGGGGUCCCUUGGGGCUGGCGCGGCUGCUUCUGCUGUUCCUGGCCCUGGCUGAGCUCGGGAGAGCCCAGGACAUCCCCUCUAUCCCUGGCGAGGAGAUCUUGUCCCAGGUGGCCUUCGUCCAGAAAACCCGCCGGAACACCAGCAGCAGCUCCGAGUUCAUGUUCGAGUUCAACGACGAUGAGAUUUUCCACGUAGAUCUGGAGGAGAGGCAGACCAUCUGGCGGUUGCCCGAGUUCGGCCGCUUCACCAGCUUCCAGGCCGAGGGCGCCCAAGGGAACAUCGCUGUCCUGCAGUCCAAUUUGGAGAUCCUGAUGAAGAGAUCCAACUACACGCCUGCCACUAACCAGCCUCCAAAAUUGAUGGUGUACACGGAGAGGACGGUGGAGAUGGAGGAGCCCAACAUUCUGAUCUGCAUGGCGGACAACUUCUCUCCGCCGGUGCUGAACAUGACCUGGGCGAAGAACGGCCAGCCGGUGACCGAAGGGGUGCAGACCAUGGAUUACUACCCCAAGAAGGACCACGCCUUCCGUCGGUUCUCCUACCUGCCCUUCGUCCCAAACGAGGACGACAUCUACAGCUGCGAGGUGGAACAUUGGGGCCUCCAGAAGCCCCUGGGCAAGAUUUGGCACGCCAAUAUCCCACAGCCCCUCCAGGAGACGACCGAGACCGUGGUGUGUGCGGUGGGCCUGGCGAUAGGCCUUGUGGGCAUUGUGGUUGGCACCGGCCUGAUGAUAAAGAGCCGGAGGAUGGGAGAGGCCAGCUAUCGCCGAGGAAACCUGUAAACCACGAUUGCAGGAUUGACUCUCCGCCUCCCCUCCCCCUGUCAGCUACAUUUACACUUGUGCUGCACACUUUUCUUUUUCCGACACUCGCGACGACUCCAGAGCAAACCAGAAAGUGGGGUGGGGGGACACUCUCUGCCCCACUGCCAACAUUUUUUCCCCACCGCCUUUGUUGGAGAUCCCAGAAGUGCAACAUUCCCAGUAGAUCCUGCGAUCCCUUGUCUCCCAAGCAUUGGGUCUAGAGGGAAAUGUAGGAGGGGUUUUUUGGAGUGAGAGAGCUUUGGGGAGGGGAGGCGUGGGAGAGUCCUUGGUGCUCUCUGAGCGUGGUUGCUUCCAUGCAGACCUUUCAAUGAACCAACUAGCUAAUAUUAUCAGUGCUAGAAGGGAGCUUGGCUGUCUUCUUGUAGAUGUUUCCUGACCUGACCUAAGUAACACAGUCAGCACUGAUGCAGUUACCUGUCCUGUUUCCCCCUCCCCAAAUACCCCCCCCCUAAA
Thamnophis sirtalis is the source of this 1362-nucleotide messenger RNA. RefSeq names its product HLA class II histocompatibility antigen, DR alpha chain. Gene Ontology annotation, biological process: antigen processing and presentation; immune response. Gene Ontology annotation, cellular component: MHC class II protein complex; membrane. Lineage: Eukaryota; Metazoa; Chordata; Lepidosauria; Squamata; Natricidae. The record is from RefSeq and is a predicted model, not a curated record.